Microtus ochrogaster (prairie vole) is the source of this 1300-nucleotide messenger RNA. Its product is annotated as prostaglandin F synthase 1-like. Bases 185 to 1159 code for a protein of 324 amino acids. The transcript has 11 exons. Lineage: Eukaryota; Metazoa; Chordata; Mammalia; Rodentia; Cricetidae. The record is from RefSeq and is a predicted model, not a curated record.
GGAACCAGGUAUCUGCCUGCACCUGAGCACCAACCUCUACAGACACUAGUGGCUUUGGUGAUCUUUUUCUGUUAAGCUGGAAGACAGUGAGCUCUAGCAAUUCUGUCUCUGCCCCUUUGGUGAUUGAUUUACAGGUUACCGAGGAAGGAGAGACAAGAGUCAGACUUCUUGGGCUGUGGACACCAUGGAUCUCAAACAUAAUUGUUCAGUGAAGCUAAACGAUGGAAAGUUGAUGCCAGUGCUUGGAUUUGGCACGUAUGCUCCAGAUCGUAUUCAAAAGAGCAAGGUUAAUGAGGCUACCAAAAUAGCCAUUGAUGUAGGUUUCCGUCACAUAGAUGCUGCAUACUUCUACCAAAAUGAGGAAGAAGUUGGACAGGCCCUCAGGGACAAGAUGGCUGAUGGAACUGUGAAGAGGGAGGAUUUAUUCUACACCACCAAGAUUUGGGCGACUUUCCUUAGACCAGAGAUGGUUCGUCAGUGCCUGGAGAGAUCACUGAAGAAACUUGGGCUGGAUUAUGUAGAUCUCUGUAUUAUUCAUGUACCGGUUGCUAUGAAGCCUGGAGAGGAACUUGUGCCAAAGGAUGACAGUGGAAAAAUUAUUUUUGACUUAGUGGACAUUUGUGAUACAUGGGAGGCACUGGAGAAGUGUAAAGACUUAGGUUUAACCAAGUCCAUCGGGGUGUCCAAUUUCAACCACAAACAGCUGGAAUUGAUUCUGAACAAACCAGGGCUAAAGUACAAGCCCACUUGCAAUCAGGUAGAAUGUCACCCAUAUAUAAACCAGAGCAAACUCCUGGAGUUCUGCAAGUCCAAAGACAUUGUUCUAGUUGCCUAUAGUGCCCUGGGAUCCCACAGAGACCCAAAAUGGACAAGCAGUGAUAGCCCAUACCUUCUGGAGGAACCCAUCUUAAAGACCAUUGCCAAGAAACACAACAGAACUCCAGGCCAGGUUGCCCUGCGCUACCAGCUACAGAGGGGUGUGGUAGCUUUGGCUAAGAGCUUCAAUGAGAAGAGAAUCAAAGAGAACUUCGAGGUGUUCGAUUUUGAAUUGACCCAAGAAGACAUGAAAGCAAUUGAUGGCCUCAACAGAAAUUUUCGAUAUAUUAACUUUUUAUUUGCAGUGGAUCACCCUUACUAUCCACUUUUGGAAGAAUACUGAGCAUGAACAAUUAACCAUUACAGAGACUCUCCUCCCUCCAGACAAUGUGUAUCUGUAUUUGGUGGAGUGGUUGAGAAGCAGGAUUCCUGCCUCCGUGUGCUUGUCAAAUGUUGCAAAAAUCUCAAGUGUUUUCCCUGAUGA